AUGAGUUCCGGUCUCGGCGCAGAAGUUGUAUCCGUCGUCAACAAGCUUCAAGAUGUCUUUGCCGCUGUCGGCUCGAGUGCAGCUCAGAUAGACUUGCCCCAGAUAUGUGUUCUGGGUAGUCAAAGUAGUGGAAAGAGUAGUGUGCUCGAGAAUAUCGUUGGGAGAGACUUCUUGCCCAGAGGAUCUGGUAUCGUCACUCGACGGCCAUUGGUCCUCCAACUCAUAAAUCGCCCUGCAUCUGCCCCCAUGCCAAAUGGAACCGCCGCCAAAGCCGCUUCCGCCGCCGAGAACGGCGACUCGCAUGCUAACGAGAACGAAUGGGGCGAAUUCCUUCACCUUCCCGGGGAGAAGUUCUACGACUUCAACAAGAUUCGCGCUGAGAUCGUUCGUGAUACCGAGGCGAAGACUGGUCGCAAUGCAGGCAUCUCCCCCGUGCCCAUCAACCUCCGUAUCUUCUCACCUACCGUCCUCACGCUCACACUCGUCGAUCUCCCCGGCCUCACGAAAGUCCCUGUUGGGGACCAACCGAAAGAUAUUGAGAAGCAGAUUCGUGACAUGUUGUUCAAGUAUAUCUCGAAGCCGGCCUGUAUCAUUCUCGCAGUCACACCUGCCAACCAGGAUUUGGCCAACUCAGAUGGUUUGAAGAUGGCGAGAGAGGUUGACCCGGAGGGUUUGAGGACUAUCGGUGUCCUCACCAAAGUUGAUUUGAUGGACACCGGAACCGACGUCAUCGAUAUUCUUGCUGGACGAGUCAUCCCCCUGCGACUGGGAUACGUCCCUGUUGUCAACCGUGGACAACGUGACAUUGACUCCUCAAAAUCCAUCACUGCGGCUCUUGAGCAUGAGCGUCAAUUCUUCGAGAACCACCCGUCGUACAAGGGCAAGGCACAAUACUGCGGUACACCCUUCCUUGCCCGCAAACUUAACAUGAUCCUUAUGCACCACAUUCGCGCAACUCUUCCCGACAUCAAGGCUCGCAUCACCUCCCAACUGCAGAAAUACAGCCAAGAGCUGCAAACACUCGGUGGUCCUAGCGGCGAGGGUAACUCUUCGAGCGUUGUCUUGGGCGUCAUCACCGAAUUUACGAACGAGUUCCGGACGGUCAUCGACGGAAACACGAACGACCUAUCGCUGAACGAGUUGAGCGGUGGUGCCCGUAUCAGUUUCGUCUUCCACGAGUUGUUCAAUAACGGGAUUAAGAGCAUCGAUCCGUUCGACCAGGUGAAGGACGGGGAUAUCAGGACGCUCUUGUACAACUCUUCCGGAUCAACACCAGCUCUCUUUGUUGGGACGACCGCGUUCGAAGUGAUCGUCAAGGGACAGAUCAAGCGUCUAGAGGACCCAUCUUUGAAGUGUUGUCAACUCGUGUAUGACGAGCUUAUUCGAAUUCUUGGUCAACUUCUCCAGAAGAUCCAAGCGUUCAGGCGAUACCCCGCUCUGCGCGAGCGGUUCAACAGCGUCGUUGUCAACUUCUUCAAGACAUCCAUGCAGCCGACGACGAAGCUCGUUACGGAUCUAGUCUCUAUGCAGGCGUGCUACGUCAACACCACACAUCCCGACUUCCUUAACGGCCACAAGGCCAUGUCCAUUGUGACCGACAGACUGAAUGCCAACAAGCCUCCGCCCCAAGCCGCAGACCCGAAGUCGGGCAAACUUGCGCCUGGUCAGAUCAACAAUAACAAGGAUCUGGACGUUGAUGCGAGGAAGGAAGAACCGAGCUUCUUUGGCAGCUUCUUCGCGUCGGGCAAGGGGACUGUGAAGAAGAAGGGCCCCCAGCCGAUGGAGGCACCGCCGUCCAUCAUUCGUCCGCAGUCUGCUUUGAACGAGAGAGAGACGAUCGAGACGGAGGUCAUCAAACUCCUCAUCCACUCCUACUUUAAUAUCGUCAAGCGCGAGAUGAUCGACAUGGUGCCCAAGGCGAUCACGCUCACGCUCGUGAACCACUCGAAGGAAGACCUCCAGAAAGAGCUUCUCCAGGAGCUGUACAAGCCCGAUGUCCUUGACGAGUUGUUGAAGGAGAGCGAGUUCGUGGUCAACAGGAGAAAGGAGGUCGUCGGUAUGGUGCAGGCACUUAAUAAGGCUGAGGAGAUCGUGGCGGGGGUGUAA
This is a messenger RNA of Stereum hirsutum FP-91666 SS1, 2106 nucleotides long. RefSeq lists its product as uncharacterized. Gene Ontology annotation, cellular component: cytoplasm; microtubule; membrane. The record is from RefSeq and is a predicted model, not a curated record. The coding region runs from base 1 to 2106 and encodes 701 amino acids. Gene Ontology annotation, molecular function: microtubule binding; GTPase activity; GTP binding. Lineage: Eukaryota; Fungi; Basidiomycota; Agaricomycetes; Russulales; Stereaceae. The transcript is spliced from 11 exons. Gene Ontology annotation, biological process: peroxisome organization.